Molecule: messenger RNA, 1918 nt
Organism: Carassius carassius (crucian carp)
Lineage: Eukaryota; Metazoa; Chordata; Actinopteri; Cypriniformes; Cyprinidae
Gene: rasl10a
Product: RAS-like, family 10, member A
Exons: 3
Coding region: 669-1280 (203 amino acids)
Molecular function (GO): GTP binding; GTPase activity
Source: RefSeq, a predicted model, not a curated record
CGCGCGGAGGAGCAGCGCUUAGAACCGCACAUCUAGGAGACCGCUUCACGUGUAGCUACAACGACAACGAGAGGUCUGUGCGAAUACAGUCCACCUACAAUCUUACGGAGCAACGAUGCACCUUUACGCAGACUGCAUUUGGCGCUCGGUGAGGAGCACGGUGAAGCGAGCGCGCAGCACGCACUGCUGAGAUGAUGAACGAAGCUAUGAGAGGUUACGAGGAGAAAGGGACAGCGGUAAGCUCGAGCUGGAAGAGCACACAUUAUGCUGUGAGCUGCCAAAUGGAUGCUGUUGGGAAAUGACGGGGUUUGAGCUCCAGAGCUGUGUGUAGGAAUACAGUGGAGCGUUGAGGACUGUUCCCCAAUGGAAUGCAGAAAAGACAGCGCAACUGCCGCAGUGAAUGAAGUUGGUUGGUUGAUCCAUUCAUUAACGCAUGAUACUAACAGUAUACUUAACCAAAAGAGAUAACGAAAUGCAUCAGAAGAGAGAAGAUCUGUAAACAAACUCUUAUUUAUGUGAACAUCCGCGAAGUGCGUUCUCGUCUGCGGGGGAGAUUUCAGCCCAAAAGGCGCACGCUCAUAACUCACGUUAUUGUUUUGAUCUGUUGAGCAGUUUUCCAAGUGUCUCCGUGAUCCCUGGUGUUCGUCAGCGGUCCUGAUCGGCGCGGGAUGGUGGAAACGCUGAGCAUCGCCGUCAUCGGAGCGCCUGGAGUCGGGAAAACUUCCAUCAUCCGUCAGUUUAUUUACAAUGACUUCUCCGAGACUUACACCCCCACCCAAACGCGAUACGUCUACAGACCCUCGGCCAUUCUUAACGGUGUCAUGUACGACCUGAAGAUUUUGGAUGUGCCGCCAAUUUCCUCCUUUCCUUCAAGCCCGAGUCAGGAGUGGCUGGAUACACGGUGUAGAGGGGUCCGCAGCGCAAACGCCUACAUUCUGGUCUAUGACAUCUGCUGUGUGGAGAGCUUUGAGUAUGUCAAGAUGAUCCGACAGCAAAUUGUGGAUAACAGAGUGGGCAGCAGUACUGAGGUGCCCAUCCUGGUGGUGGGCAGUAAGCGGGACCUUCAGCGGCAUCGGUUCACCCAGCGCAGGGCUGUGUCUGUCCUGGUGAAGAAAACCUGGAAGUGUGGCUAUGUUGAGUGCUCUGCUAAGUACAACUGGCAUGUGCUUCUGCUCUUUAAAGAGCUCCUGGGAAUAGCCGUGGCACGAGGAUUGCGUCCAAACCACACCUCUAUCCGACUCCAAGGGGCAUUGCAGAGGAACCGCUGUAAUGUCAUGUGAGAGAUAUGUAGCCUUUUUUGAAUUUAUGCUUAUUUAGGACCAGUUUGUUUUAUCAGUGUCUUAAUUAUCUGAUUUUAACUGGUCCUAAGUCAGUACUGAACGACAGCUUUGCUGUACCACAAGGAUGGAGCUUUGGGGACAAACUGUUAAUCAAAAUGGCUGGAAUAUUACCACCUAGGGGCCUCUGUAACUGAUGUAUUCAUCUGAAGGAUUACCUUAGGUACUUCUGAUUUCACUUUUCUCCAGUGUACUCUAACAAACAGAAAAAAUGGAAGCAGAUAAGGAUUUUUUUUUCAUCUUACCAUGGUCUGUCAGGGUCGAAGUAAGAUAUUGCAUCUGACUCAAACAGAGUAUAAUUUGUUUCCCCUUCUUGCACAGAUUUGAAUUCAGAUGCUGUGGGUGCAAGUGUGAGAGUUUUUAACUGUUGCUUGGAAACAGCUAUUAUAUGAAGGAUGUACUUAUCGUUUAGAAACAAUGAUGAGUGAAAGUUUGUUAACCCGUUGGAAUUAUCUGUAGUGCUCGUCAAAUUAGACCUAAAAUAUGAGCUGAUUUUUCCCUAUGUUAUAUUAUCAAUUCAAAACAAAACAACAAUGAAGGCACAGUUUUUCUGCACUUUGACAGAAUCACUGACUUUAAAA